This is a messenger RNA of Anopheles marshallii, 369 nucleotides long. It is a transcript of the gene Thor, whose product is annotated as eukaryotic translation initiation factor 4E-binding protein. Gene Ontology annotation, molecular function: eukaryotic initiation factor 4E binding. The transcript is spliced from 2 exons. Gene Ontology annotation, biological process: negative regulation of translational initiation. NCBI's taxonomy places the organism in Eukaryota, Metazoa, Arthropoda, Insecta, Diptera, Culicidae. Gene Ontology annotation, cellular component: cytoplasm. The record is from RefSeq and is a predicted model, not a curated record. Bases 1 to 369 code for a protein of 122 amino acids.
AUGUCGGCAUCACCGAUCGCACGUCAGGCUUGCGCCUCCAUCUCCCAGGCCAUCCCGUCCAAGCGAGUGCUCAUCCAUGACGCAUCCGAGCUGCCGGAUCUCUACUCCUCCACGCCCGGUGGCACCCUGUACUCGACCACACCCGGAGGUACGCGUAUCGUGUACGAGCGAGCAUUUCUGAUGAACCUGAAGAAUUCACCGUUGGCACGCACGCCACCGAGCAAUGUGCCACUGAACCUGCUGCGAUCAGGCGGAAGCCCCAACUCGAAACCGCUGUCGACGCUAUCGGUGGUGAAGCAGCAGAAACCGGCCCGCAACUCACCGCCAAAGUACGACGAGCAUCAGGAGCAGUUCGAUAUGGAUCUGUAA